Messenger RNA from Batrachochytrium dendrobatidis JAM81, 780 nucleotides. RefSeq lists its product as uncharacterized. The record is from RefSeq and is a predicted model, not a curated record. The transcript is spliced from 2 exons. Lineage: Eukaryota; Fungi; Chytridiomycota; Chytridiomycetes; Rhizophydiales. The coding region runs from base 1 to 780 and encodes 259 amino acids.
AUGGCUCAAUUUAGGAAACGAGUGGCCUUUUAUCGAAAUCAGUUUCUUUCAGAUAUACAUGGAUCAUUUCAAGGACUAGUUUCUUCUAGUAGAUUUUUUGAGCAUCAGCAGUUUGUAACAGCUGCAAAUAGUGAUAUUUCUAUAUACUGCGAUUCAAGGAAAUAUCGCUUGAAUUCAUGCAACAGUGCGGAUUCUAAUUCAACUAUUCAGUUUAUCGAGACGGAGAUUCCACCACUUUAUAUAAAUGCUCAAACUCCAUUCCAUAGUGAUGCAAACACACAUGCAUUACCACCAAGCCGUGCUGUUGCACAAGUUGAAUCCAUAACUCCUGCAAUUGAAGCUUCUAUAGUGUCGUCGCUACCAAUACACCAGACACUUCAGAAUACGGAUACAAUAGUCAAUGUGGAGAACGUAAAUCAUAUUUCAACUAAUCUGACACUGGAUAUUGUACCAGAAUUUCAACCUGUACCGCCUAGUCUUGGUACUAUUGCUGGUCAAUCAGAAUUUAUUGCUCAUGAACCAGCAAUCAUAGAUUUAGUUUGUCAGACAAAUGCUAUAGAGCCAGUGCCAGAAGUAGAUUCUUCAUUGAUGGUUUUACCCACCACAGAUAAAACACAAAGUAGAGAUUCACUCAGUAGGCUCUCUCGGGAUGCAUUGUCAGACACUACAUAUCCUAGUGCUAGUUUCGAUAAUGCUGCGUGCAUAGAGAUCGAGGAUGCUUUAUUGGAGAUUGCCAAAUUUGUCGAACAAGAUAUAUCAUUGCUGACGGGAGCACUGUGA